Messenger RNA from Agrilus planipennis (emerald ash borer), 3391 nucleotides. It is a transcript of the gene Uba1, whose product is annotated as ubiquitin-like modifier-activating enzyme 1. The transcript is spliced from 5 exons. Gene Ontology annotation, biological process: protein sumoylation. Gene Ontology annotation, cellular component: SUMO activating enzyme complex; cytoplasm. Gene Ontology annotation, molecular function: SUMO activating enzyme activity. NCBI's taxonomy places the organism in Eukaryota, Metazoa, Arthropoda, Insecta, Coleoptera, Buprestidae. The record is from RefSeq and is a predicted model, not a curated record. Bases 91 to 3276 code for a protein of 1061 amino acids.
UGAUUUAACAAGAGUGGGGAUCUUGCGGUACGAGUGUUCAGUAGUUGUUACGAAUACCGGCAAGUUUUAUUAAAUAUUUUCUUUAAAUGAAUGGUGAUUUUGACAAUUAACUACGACGAGAAAUUCCUUAAUAGUGUUUUCACGUGUCCGAUGUCUAGUGCUGAGGUCACGGACAGCUCCGUCGAUCCCCCAACCAAAAAGCGGAAGCUAGACUCACUUCACCACAACGACAUGGCGAACAAUGGACCCUCGAGUUCAACUCAAGACAUCGAUGAAGGACUUUAUUCACGACAGUUAUAUGUUCUUGGUCACGAUGCCAUGCGUCGCAUGGCAUCCAGCGACGUCCUAAUUUCCGGCAUGGGAGGUUUAGGUGUCGAAAUAGCGAAAAAUGUUAUCCUCGGCGGUGUUAAAUCUGUCACUUUGCAUGACGAGGCUCUUUGUAAAGUAAGUGAUUUAUCGUCUCAAUUUUACUUGGGAGAAAAUGAUGUCGGUAAAAACCGUGCCGAAGCUUGCUUCAAAAAGCUUUCUGAACUUAACAUGUAUGUCCCCACCAAGUCCUACGUGGGCCCCCUCUCAGAGGAGGUUCUCAAAAAAUUCAGUGUUGUCGUUUUGACCAACAGUUCCCUGUCUGAACAAUUACGUAUUAGUGAAAUUACCCAUGCUAACAACAUUGCAUUAAUAGUAGCCGACACUCGUGGCCUUUUUGCACAAGUGUUUUGUGACUUCGGUAAGUCUUUCACUGUAGUAGACGUCAACGGAGAGCCCCCCGUUUCGGCCAUGAUUGCCGACAUAUCCAAGGAUUCUGAAGGAAAUACCAUUGUCACUUGCAUAGAUGACACACGCCAUGGUCUAGAGGACGGCGACUACGUUACAUUUUUAGAGCUGCAGGGAGCAUCUGAAUUGAACAAUUGCAACCCCAUAAAGAUAAAGGUGCUGGGUCCCUAUACCUUCAGUAUUGGUGAAGUGACAUUCUCUAAAUAUGAACGUGGAGGGGUCGUAGAACAAGUCAAAAUGCCCAAAAACAUUGAAUUCAAACCUUUGAAAGAGUCCAUUAAGGCUCCCGAGUUUCUCAUUACUGAUUUCGCUAAAUUUGAUCAUCCAGGACAGCUACAUUUGGCUUUUCAGGCUCUUCAUAAAUUCGUUAAUACUCAUGGUAAAGUUCCAAAACCCUGGAGCACUGCGGACGCAAAGGAAUUUGUAACGAUCGCCAAAGCUUUAAACCUAGACGGAGGCAGCGACAAUGAGAUCAACACAGAGCUUUUGGAGAAGUUCUCCAAGACUGCGUCAGGCAACUUGGGCCCUAUAAACGCCACUAUAGGUGGUAUUGUUGCCCAAGAAGUUAUGAAAGCUUGCACAGGCAAAUUCCACCCUAUUUAUCAGUGGUUAUACUUUGAUGCUAUUGAAUGCUUACCCACUGAUUUGGGAGAGAUUAACGAAGAGCUCACAACGCCAACGGGCAGUCGCUAUGAUGGGCAAGUAGCAGUCUUUGGGAAAGAGUUUCAAAAGAAAAUUGAGUCUUUAAAGUAUUUCGUUGUGGGCGCUGGCGCUAUAGGAUGCGAACUCCUGAAGAAUUUUGCAAUGAUGGGAUUGGGAUCUAAUGGAGGUCAGGUCACCAUCACGGACAUGGAUUUGAUAGAAAAGUCAAAUUUGAACAGGCAGUUUCUUUUCCGUCCUCAUGAUGUACAACAUUCUAAAUCUAUAACAGCUGCUAAGGUAAUUAAAAAGAUGAACCCUCAAAUGAACGUGGUGGCACAUGAAAACCGUGUCGGUCCUGAUACCGAAAACGUUUACGACGACGACUUCUUCGAGGCGUUGGAUGGCGUGGCCAACGCUCUAGAUAACGUAGACGCUCGUAUUUAUAUGGAUCGUCGUUGUGUCUACUAUCGCAAACCUUUACUAGAGUCUGGCACUCUGGGGACUAAGGGCAACACCCAGGUCAUUGUCCCAUACCUUACAGAAUCCUACAGCUCGUCGCAAGACCCUCCAGAAAAGAGCAUUCCGAUUUGUACACUUAAAAAUUUCCCAAAUGCUAUUGAGCAUACACUCCAGUGGGCUCGAGACAUGUUUGAAGGACUAUUCAAGCAAAGUGCUGAAAACGCCUGUCAAUACCUAACAGACCCAGAUUUCAUCGAUAGGACCCUCAAACUACCCGGCGUACAGCCCAUAGAAGUCUUGGAAUCAGUUAAAUUCUCUCUGGUAGAUGAUCGCCCCCAUUCUUUUGAAGAAUGCAUCGCUUGGGCAAGAAUUCAUUUCGAAGAACAGUUUUCAAAUCAAAUUAAGCAGUUAUUGUACAAUUUUCCACCGGAUCAGUUAACUUCAACGGGACAGCCGUUUUGGUCUGGACCAAAGAGAUGUCCUGUACCAAUCCAAUUCAACCCCGAGGAUCCCCUACACAUCAGCUACAUCAUGGCAGCUGCCAAUUUAAAGGCUGAAGUAUACGGAAUGCCUCACAUCACUGACUUGAAUUACAUUGCUGAUAUUGUAAAGACUGUAGAGGUUCCCGAAUUCGUGCCCAAAUCCGGUGUGAAAAUCGCUGUGACUGACUCCCAAAUGGCCGUUGCUAAUGGUUCGAAUGUGGACAUGGACCGCGUCAGUCAGCUCCAAGAACAGCUCCCGAAGCCCGGGGAGCUUGGAGGACUCACCUUACAUCCAAUUGAAUUCGAAAAAGACGACGAUACAAACUUGCACAUGGAUUACAUCGUGGCAGCUUCAAAUCUCCGUGCAGCCAAUUACAAAAUAGCCCCAGCAGACCGUCACAAAUCCAAAUUAAUAGCGGGCAAAAUCAUACCCGCAAUAGCGACCACAACAUCCGUGGUUGCAGGCCUCGUUUGUCUUGAACUGUACAAAUUGGCGAGGAGCAUGGAGAGCUUAGCCCCAUUCAAAAACGGUUUCGUCAAUCUCGCACUGCCCUUCUUUGGCUUCUCCGAACCAAUCGCCGCCCCCAAAAUGGAAUACUGCGGUAAAGAGUGGACCCUGUGGGACCGUUUCGAAGUCCAAGGGGAAAUGACUCUGGCCGAAUUCCUGAACUAUUUUAAAGAGAAACACGGUCUCGAGAUUACGAUGUUGUCGCAAGGCGUUUGUAUGUUAUAUUCGUUCUUUAUGGCCAAAGCAAAGGCCCACGAACGUCUCAACCUUCCCAUGUCUGAGGUGGUAAAAAGGGUAUCGAAAAAGAAGAUCGAGCCCCACGUGAAGGCUCUCGUGUUCGAGUUGUGUUGCAACGACGAGGAUGGUAACGAUGUCGAAGUGCCCUACGUAAAAUAUGUAUUGCCCCGAUAAUGUGACGGGCCCCCGGGGAGAGAAAAAUCGGGUAGGGGAAGAAUCUAUUGCGGAUGGGACAUCGCAUUCGCGUGAUGAUAAUGAAUUUUUGAGACUGUUUUCAAAGGGGGGGGGG